UAUAGGUGGUAAGUGUUACACGGUGACACCAGGUUCCUUUUGCCCAUAGGCUCGGUGGGACGGCUUGACUGGACGUAUCACCUUCAAUAAAACCGAUGGCUUAAGGAAGGAUUUUGACUUGGACAUCAUUAGUCUCAAAGAGGAAGGAACUGAAAAGAUUGGAAUUUGGAACUCCAAUAGUGGGCUUAACAUGACAGACGGCAACAGAGACAGGUCCAACAAUAUCACCGAUUCACUGGCCAACCGAACGCUGAUCGUCACCACCAUUCUGGAAGAGCCCUAUGUGAUGUACAGGAAGUCUGAUAAGCCCCUAUAUGGAAAUGACAGAUUUGAAGGAUAUUGCCUGGAUCUGUUGAAGGAAUUGUCAAACAUCCUGGGUUUCAUUUACGAUGUCAAGCUAGUCCCUGAUGGCAAAUAUGGAGCCCAGAAUGACAAAGGAGAAUGGAAUGGGAUGGUUAAGGAACUCAUAGAUCACAGAGCCGACCUGGCCGUGGCUCCUCUUACGAUUACCUAUGUGCGGGAGAAAGUCAUUGACUUCUCUAAGCCCUUCAUGACCCUGGGCAUCAGCAUUCUCUACCGGAAGCCCAAUGGUACCAAUCCGGGCGUCUUCUCCUUCCUCAACCCCUUGUCUCCUGACAUUUGGAUGUAUGUGCUCUUGGCCUGCCUGGGGGUCAGUUGUGUGCUCUUUGUGAUCGCAAGGUAAGUUCAAGGACUACUGAACUUCCUGCCACAGGUCUGGGCCGGUCUCAGAUUUACCAGUGGGUUCUACAGGGAGACCAAGAUUAAGAACUUCAAAGUGCUAUUUUCAUUUUGUCUAGUUCUAUUUUGUCAUAGUUUCCCACAUUAAAGCCACAGUGUAAGCGAGUAUUUUCUAAUUAUUUAUAAAGGUACUUUAAAAAGAGAGUAAAGCAAUAAUUUUGUAUGAAUUUCUUUCUUUCAGUACUUCAAGAAAUAUAAAAGGAUCAUUUGCCCAUUUUCCUUCAGUCAUAUGACAACAAAAAUAGUGCCUCAACUAAUAAAUGUAAAAUGUUUCAAUAGGAAUAAAUAAAAUGAUGUCCAGAUCGCUGGAAUAUUUGGUCACACAAAUCUAAGAGAAAAGUCAGCUAAGAAUUAUUGUAGCAAAUAAGAAACACUGGAAUCAAACAAGAUUGAGAAAUCCUCAGGAAUAAAGACAAAUGUUUUUGAGAAGUUUAUGAAGUUUAUUUUUAAAAAACAUUUGAGAAUGAGUAAGAGAAUUCUAGAAAUAACUAGAAAAGGAUAGAUCACUCACAUACAGACUCUAGAGGCAUAAAAUCUUUAUGGCACCAUCAAGAUGAUUCAGUUUAGGUUUAAUCUGUUGAGAUUUAAUUCUAUAUUUAACCAUUCUGCUCUAUGCAGUCUUCAGAGGAUUUUUAUACCUUGCAGUACAUCAUGUUUUCGAAAUACCUUGAUGCUGAAUUUGAAACAUAGCUACUUUAUCUUUCUGUGGGCUUAAACAUUUGCUAUCCCUAGAUAAACCAUGUAAAAAAUAAUUGCUUUUGUCUGCCCCUACUUGUUCUUCCUCUUUUUCACCUUUUAACAAAACCCAGUGAACUUUUUCUCGAAUCAAUUUUUGUUUUCCCUCCAGGAAUUUCUAAAAGACAUAUUUCUUCAUGCUAGCUGUUUGUCAUGGUCCACUGUCUGGUUUUGAUUAACGCCAGGUAGCAUUUUCCCUGGUGUAAUUGUACAGAAAGCUUAGAAAAAUAACCCAGUCUGGAAAGGUCCUAAAGAUCCACAAGGCAGAUGUAGUCAAAAUGAAUAAAUGUGUGCUCUCACAUGUGAAUAUUUAUGCAUCCAAUGAGAACGGUUUUGCAAUUUUAUAUACAUAAUAAAUUAUACCAUUACCAAAUCCCAGAUGGUUUCCCAAAUUUUGGGUAAACAUUAAACUACAUUUAAAUAGUAACCAAAGCUCUCUUUCCAUGCACCUUAACUCAGAAAGUAAAAUAGCAAUAUUAUCAAUACUUUAAUACUCUAAGUGAGUGGUUCUCAGUCGGGAGAGAUUAAGCCACCCCAUGGGACAUCUGGCAAUGUCUGCAGAUAAUUUUGGUUGUCACAACUUGGUGACCGGGUGUGCUGCUGGUAUCAAGUAGGUAGAGUUCAGGACGCUGCCAAAUACCCUAUAAUGCACAGGACAGUCCCCUACAACAAAGAAUUAUCAGGCUCAAAAUGUUAAUAGUGCCAAGGCUGAGAAACCACGUUCUAUCUAAUUAAAGGUGAUGUUACUUUGAGUAUCAAAUUUUUAAAAAUGAAGUGCUCACCUUUGGAGGUUCAUUUCUCAUUUCAGACUCCUGGGGGAAGUUAAUACCCACCUACAGGCCAUUUAACAAAUGACUACCCUAAGGUGACAGAUGCUGUAAAGAAUAAGACAUCUGGCAUUGACCUGUUGCUCCAUUUCUGUGCUCUGGGAAGACCCACACCUAUUGGGUGAUAUGAAGACUAGUAGACCAACCCAAGCAGCAGAGGUUGACAGAAGAGUGAGCUUCCAUAUCCUCCCACUUGUGAUUCUAUCUAGGCAACGGUGCCGAUCAGUACAACAGGCAAGACAAUGGUGAUGAGCAAGCACAUUAUUGAUUAUGCGAACUUGACCAAAAGAAAAAACAACCCCGUUGUCGUCAAAUCAAUUCCCACUC
Trichechus manatus latirostris (Florida manatee) is the source of this 2648-nucleotide messenger RNA. Its product is annotated as glutamate receptor ionotropic, kainate 1-like. Gene Ontology annotation, cellular component: presynaptic membrane; plasma membrane; postsynaptic density membrane. The coding region runs from base 191 to 703 and encodes 170 amino acids. The transcript has 4 exons. Gene Ontology annotation, molecular function: transmitter-gated monoatomic ion channel activity involved in regulation of postsynaptic membrane potential; kainate selective glutamate receptor activity. Gene Ontology annotation, biological process: synaptic transmission, glutamatergic; modulation of chemical synaptic transmission. Lineage: Eukaryota; Metazoa; Chordata; Mammalia; Sirenia; Trichechidae. The record is from RefSeq and is a predicted model, not a curated record.